This is a messenger RNA of Aspergillus glaucus CBS 516.65, 4006 nucleotides long. Its product is annotated as bifunctional ATP-dependent DNA helicase/ssDNA endodeoxyribonuclease DNA2. The transcript has 7 exons. Lineage: Eukaryota; Fungi; Ascomycota; Eurotiomycetes; Eurotiales; Aspergillaceae. The record is from RefSeq and is a predicted model, not a curated record. The coding region runs from base 218 to 3688 and encodes 1156 amino acids.
ACAGACCAGCAAGGACACCAAGAGGAAAGUACGGAGAAAUUUCCGUACUCUGGUCGAUAAUUGUAGAAUCCAAUGGACGGGAUUUCUCUUUUUGGUUGUCUCCCAGCUUCUUUAUGAACUGAACGAGUACCCCUAGUACAGCCUACGAAGUCUCGCUAUCGACAUGCUUUGCCAUUACCUCCACGAAUGCAAUUGAGUCCUGUAUAGUACAACAACCAUGUCGAAACCCCUCAAUUCGUACCCGAUUUCUUCGAAGUCCCGCACGAAAUUGGACGCCUUCCGAUAUGACGACAAUGCAGAGCAAAGUCCUGAGAGGUCGCCUUCCAAGUCGCCAGCCAAGUCGCCAUCGAAAUCAGACCAUGCAACCAAGGAGAACCAAGCGUCGUGGCUAAAUGAUGUGGUGGAACAAGAGGAGCCGCGGCCCGGCAAAGAACAACCUUCGAGCCAAACUGCAGAAACCAAGCAAGUUAAAGAGUGCCCCCAGACUCCCGUGAACAGGCUCCCUUUGGCAGAUUUAAUUGGCAAUGCGGAAGAUGCCAUCAGCCAGGCUCCAGGACAAGAAUUUACUCCCGAAGAUCAUGUUAUUUGGCAGCAUGUCCCUACGAGUUCCAAUUCAGGCUCGGUGUCUCGAUCGUCACGAGGCAAGAAGCGUCGUCACAGUUCAACCCCGAGCAGUUCUCCUCUGGCAGACAAUUCGAAGUACGCGAAUCAAGAACCCGUCGACAUGCAAUCCGCCCAAGCAUUGCUCAAAACGCCACAGAAUGAUUUGGCCACUGAUCUAUGGAACAAUUACGUCGGGAAAGGUGUUCUGAACGGCAACGGUGACCUCCCUCCGCCCCGCCUGCAAAAUCUCCUGUCAUCAUCCCCCCAAACUCCGGCAUCAGCCAAGAAAGGUCGAGAUUCAUCAGGUUUGAGACGUGCCAUCAGCUGUAAUGUCGAUUGGCCAACAUCGAAAGCCAAGCGGAGAAGAGUGGAUGGAGAUGGCUCGAGAACCGGCCGCAACAUAUUCUCUCGAUCUAGAAGCAACGUUGUCGAUUCGGGAAGUGCGAAGACUACAAGCCUCAGGUCUCUCGUCGAAAAGAUGGAAAGUCUUCACAAAGCCCCAGCUGUUCCUGCAGAUCCACACAGCUUGUCACCUGUGCCUGUGCGCGCGAAUAUACAACAACGGAACCGAUCGAUAUCCCCGACUGAAGAUAAAACGGCCUUGGAAGUUUCUGGAAGGGCAGAUAUGACAAACGCUCUUGGGCCAGAUUCUCGAGAGUUGCGAGAGACGACUCCCCAAGGGUCUUCAUCUGAAUUUGAGGAUGACGACUUAGAUAUGGAUCUCCUUGAAUUCGUGGAUACCACCUUGGAUUCAUUCACGGAGCCAACGCAGUCACGCAGUACUGUGCAGUCAGUAAAACCUGUAUUCACAAAGAAGCCUGUCUCAAAGGAACCCCAGAGUUACGACCACAGCAUGGAGACAAUGCCUCAGGGUACCAGUGUGGGCAUGAACAAUAAAAAUGCUACCAAUGAUAUUGAUGAAUUCGAUGACGAUGACGAGCUACCAGAAAAUAUACACAUGGUCCUAGAUGGAUGUGGUAAAGCGCCUGUUUCUGCCAAGCCAGAAUCCUCUCAGCACGCGGCUUCGACAAACCCACCCAAAGAAAUUGAGAAACCAGAUUUAUCCUCUGGUGAUGAAUUCGACGAUGAAGAUUUCGAUUUUGAGGCCAUCGAACAGUCGAUGAGGCAUCCAGGUGAUGAUGGACGAAGUCAUAACAUCAGAAGUCGACAGGCUAUCAAACGCUAUUUGAUCGUGGAUACUGCAGAGGAUACGUACACCACGCAGAAAGGACGCAUUCAGCCAGAGCAGAUACUUUUGGUCCAGGAUGAGAAGUCCAAACUUAGGAAAGUGGUCAUUCUGCGUGAAUCCUGGCUCGAUAGUCCCUGCAGCAAGGAUUCGUAUAUCCACUUAAUCGGCGAGUUCGAUGCACAAGGGCAUUGUAUCGUGGAUGAUGCUCAAAACAUGAUCGUUCUGCAUCCGGACCACUUGAUCUCAGCAACUGUCGUCUCGGACUCUACCAGCUGCCAACGACGAGCCGUACUUCAGGACCGCAUCAAAUAUUCCGGCGACAUUGGAAAGCCGCAAGUUUUUGGAAACGUUUUCCAUGAAAUUUUCCAAGAGGCCAUGAAGACAAACAAGUGGGAUUUGAGCUCGUUAAAGAGCUUGACUACCAGCGUCCUGACCAAACACGUCGAAGACCUAUAUAUAAUCCAAAUGACUAUGGCCCAAGCAGUUGAAUAUGUGAUGGGGAGAAUCCCGGCUUUGAGAUCUUGGGCAGAAACCUUUCUCAGAGUCAAACCCACGAACGAAUCCGUUGUCGAAGAUCGGAAUAGUUCUAAAAUGCUUUUGAGUAUCAACAAACUCCUCGAAGUUGAAGAACAUAUAUGGUCUCCGAUGUACGGGCUCAAAGGCAAUGUCGACGCGACAGUGCAAGUUGCCUGUAACGACGGGGAGGGUGACAAAAACCUUGUCAUUCCACUUGAACUCAAGACAGGAAAUAGAGAUACAAAUCACGCUCAUAGGGCUCAGACUGCCCUUUAUACUUUGUUACUCUCGGAUCGAUAUGAUGUGGACGUGAACUUUGGGCUACUCUACUACCUCGAAAUGUCGAAGAUCUUUCGUAUACGUGGUAUCCGACAUGAGCUCCUACAAAUGAUCCAGGAACGCAAUCGCCUAGCUGGAUAUGUGCGCCAAAGACUCCAACUUCCGCCAAUGGUGAAAAGACCAGGGAUGUGUAAUAAGUGCUACGCAAAGACACCUUGUUUGAUCUAUCACAAGUUGGCGGAUGAUGGGAAUGGCGAUUCCAGUGGACUGGGUGAUGACUUUGACAAGGACACGGACCAUUUGACUCCCCAGCACCAAGUGUUCUUCAAGAAAUGGGACCAGCUUCUGACGAAGGAGGAGCAAAAUAUGAUGAAAUUCCGACGCGAGCUCUGGACUCUGCUGAGUAGUGAGAGAGAAGCUCUUGGGCGCUGCUUCGGCAAUGUCGUUAUUGAACCAGGAUCAUCUUCAGAUGACAAUGACGAUGUCAAGAUAAAUCGGUAUCGGUACACGUUUAUCAAAAAGCAAGCGUCUCCGUCGUUCUCUUUUACCGAGUCCCAGCUUACUUUGGGGGAGCCGAUUGUGGUAUCCGAUGAGAAAGGCCAUUUCGCCCUCGCGAAUGGAUACGUGGUUCAAGUCAGUCCCAAGCGUAUCACAGUUGCAGUGGACCGGAGGCUGCACAACGCCAGGACAAAAACGUCAGGCUUUGAUCCCAAGUGGAACCAGUCAUUCAAGGGUGUCAUGGAGAUUCUUGACAAUGGAGCCUCUGCGACUACUGCUCAGUCGGAUGACUCCGAAGAAGAGAUGGUAUAUCGGCUCGACAAGGAUGAGUUCAGCAACGGAAUGGCGAUUGUUCGAAGUAAUAUCGUCGCCAUGAUGGAGAGGGAUUUGUUCCAUGCUAAACAAUUGAGGAGGCUAAUAGUGGAUGGCGAGCCUCCUGUGUUUAGGCCCACGCCAUCUCACAAGAUGCUAGACGCUGGACUAUGCACUGGUUCUUGGAAUGCCGGGGACGGGAAAGACAACCACGAUCGCACACAUUAUUCGAGCAUUGGUGUCUCAAGGGAAAAGCGUCCUCUUGACUUCCUAUACUCAUACCGCAGUUGAUAACAUUCUGCUUAAGAUCCGUGACGAGAACGUUCGGAUUCUACGCAUUGGGGCUACUGCUAAGGUCCAUCCUGAAGUCCAGCAGUUUGUAGACUUAGCCGCAACCCCUAAAAGCUCCGUCGAAGAGGUGCAGGCAAGAUAUGAGAAUUCGCAAAUCGUUGCGACAACCUGCCUGGGAGUCAAUCAUAGUAUAUUCGGUCGACGAAUAUUCGACUAUUGUAUUGUCGAUGAGGCUUCACAGAUUACUCUUCCCGUUUGCUUAGGGCCUAUUCGGAUGGCGAGAACCUUCAUUCUUGUUGGCGAUCAUUUCCAAUUGCC